GUUUUAAAUUGAAGAGAAAAUGUCACUUUACGAUGACUUGGGAGUUGAGACCAGUGAUUCUAAAACAGAAGGCUGGUCCAAAAAUUUCAAACUACUACAGUCUCAAUUGCAAGUGAAGAAAGCAGCUCUCACACAAGCAAAGAGUCAGAGAACAAAACAAACAACAGUCCUUGCUCCAGUGAUUGACCUGAAACGAGGUAGCUCUUCUGAUGAGAGACAGAUUGUGGACACACCACCUCAUGUGGCAGCUGGGCUAAAGGAUCCUGUACCUAGUGGUUUUUCUGCGGGAGAUGUGUUGAUUCCUUUGGCAGAUGAGUAUGAUCCCAUGUUCCCAAAUGACUAUGAAAAAGUGGUAAAACGUCAAAGAGAGGAACGGCAGAGGCAGCGUGAGCUGGAGAGGCAAAAAGAGAUUGAAGAAAGAGAAAAAAGACGUAAAGACAGACAUGAAGCCAGUGGGUUUUCAAGAAGACCAGAUCCAGAUUCUGACGAAGAUGAAGAUUAUGAAAGGGAAAGACGAAAAAGAAGUAUGGGAGGAGCUGCCAUUGCACCACCCACUUCUCUUGUUGAGAAGGACAAAGAACCUGUAGCAUCAUUUCCAUAUGAAGAGGAGUCAAGACCUCGGGCACCAUCUUCCAAAGCAGCUAUUCCUCCUCCAGUAUAUGAUGAGCCAGAAAGACCUCGUUCCCCCACGGGACCUAGCAACUCUUUCCUUGCUAACAUGGGAGGGACAGUAGCACAUAAAAUCAUGCAGAAGUAUGGUUUCAGAGAGGGCCAGGGGCUGGGGAAGCAUGAACAGGGUCUGAGCACAGCCCUCUCAGUAGAGAAAACAAGCAAGAGGGGUGGCAAGAUCAUUGUUGGUGAAUCUACAGAGAAAGAAACGGGCAAGAAAGCAGAUUCUAACCCCUUGACUGAGAUACUGAAAUGCCCAACUAAAGUGGUUUUACUAAGGAACAUGGUAGGUGCUGGGGAGGUGGAUGAAGACCUAGAAGUUGAAACUAAGGAAGAAUGCGAGAAGUAUGGCAAGGUUGGGAAAUGUGUCAUCUUUGAGAUUCCUGGUGCCCCUGAUGAUGAAGCUGUGAGAAUAUUUUUAGAGUUUGAACGGGUUGAAUCUGCCAUCAAAGCUGUUGUGGAUCUAAAUGGAAGAUAUUUUGGAGGCCGAGUCGUGAAGGCUUGUUUCUACAACCUGGACAAGUUCAGAGUACUGGAUCUGGCAGAGCAAGUUUGAUUUUAAAAAUCUAGCUUGAGGUGUCACUGUUUUGGCAAUCAUGUUUUCAGCAAUAGGCUGGGAAUAAAUAAGAGAAAAGUAGCUUUCCUAGCAAACUGGAAACAAGCCUCAUUGAAUGGAUUUUUCGCAUUCGUUGUGACUUACCUUUUUUUGUAUUAUAAAGCCCUUUGAAAGUAAGAUUCACGUCUGUGUGUUUUUGAAUUGCACAAUUCUGCUUAUUGCUCUGGGGAUCCUGGGUUUUUUGAGCUUUCAGAUGACUUCGUUCUUCGGAAAACCCACUGCUGAGGAGAUGCUUUGUCUGUGUUCCUGCUUUCCUUGUUCU
Messenger RNA from Pterocles gutturalis (yellow-throated sandgrouse), 1547 nucleotides. RefSeq names its product RNA binding motif protein 17 (gene RBM17). The record is from RefSeq and is a predicted model, not a curated record. NCBI's taxonomy places the organism in Eukaryota, Metazoa, Chordata, Aves, Pterocliformes, Pteroclidae. Gene Ontology annotation, molecular function: RNA binding. Gene Ontology annotation, cellular component: precatalytic spliceosome. Gene Ontology annotation, biological process: alternative mRNA splicing, via spliceosome; mRNA cis splicing, via spliceosome. The coding region runs from base 20 to 1225 and encodes 401 amino acids. The transcript has 11 exons.